UCAAAAAUGGCUGCCAAAUAGAUUUUUAAUAAAAAUAAAGUUAUUUCUUUCAAUUUCUCCGUAGAUAUACAACUUUGACUUUCAUGCCAUCAUUAUUUUAAAAAGAUGUAACAUCCAGUUUGUCUCAUACCUUCGAUGAUGUGGUAAAAAAGCAUAAAAAAGAUGUAAUCAGUUUGAAACAGAAACAAUGGAAAAAGACAGACAAGUCCCAAAUGACAGGAAGAGGGUUCCAAACACUUCUCUUGCUACCCAGAGCAAUCACCCACCACUCACCAAUGGUUGUGAUAAUGCUCCAGGGACUUGUACGAGGUUUAGCAGGUCAUCUGAUAUGGUAAAUGGGCAAUCCACUUGUGUGGAAGUUCAAUGCAAUGGCAAGGAGGAUUCAGAUGAAUUAGAAGAUGAAUUGGCAAAUGAUAAUACAAAUGACAGAAGGGAAAACAAUGGUAGAAUGAAGAGAAAUAAUGGCAAGAAAGACUUAAAAGUUACAAUGAAUGGUAUUGAUGUUAGAUUGAAUGGAACUGGAUAUUCUAGAUCAGUAUGCAAUGUUUAUAGACAUGAGAAUGAUCUGAUAUUUGGAAGAACAAGGGGAGGUGUUGUAAAUAACCAGGAGACUAUACCUUCUAACCAUUGUGCUGGUGGUUUAGCUAAUUUUAGUCAUGGUUUAAGAACAAAUGGUCAUGUUGAAGAUGAGGAAACUGUUGCACCAUCAAGAGAAUUAGCUGAAAAUGGUAGGGUGGUUAAAGAAUUAACAGCACCUCUUGCUACUCCAGAAAGUUUUUCUGAUGAUGAAAGUGCUCAACAGGAUGAUGCUAAAUCAUCCCAGGCAUGCAAACAAAGUUCUGAACAUUUACCUAAUGUUAACAAUGAGGUUCAAGAGACAGCUGGUUGUCUUAUGUCAAAUGUUGUUAGAAGUCUUUCAAUAAAUGCUUUAGAAGAACCACAACACAUGGUAAAUGAAGUGCUUCAUAGUGGGGAGUCAUCAGAUAGUCUCAUUUGUGAUGAUUUUGAUCCGGAAGUUAGAGAUAUGGAGGAAGUAAAAGACAAUGGUGCUCAAGAUGAUACUGUCAGUACUGAUAGUGAUUUAGGAUGUUUAAUGGAAAAUGUUGACCUGGAUAAUAACCUUGAGGAAGUAGAAAGUGGUAAUGUUGAGAUUCAAGAAAAUAAUGAUGUUGCGGUUGAAGUAACUGAAGUUGAUAAUAAUGAUGACAUAGGAGAUUUUAUUGAAGCAGAUUUUCCUCCAAAUGUUGAAAGAUUUGCUUUCUUUUCAAGAGAUUCAACCUCAGAUGAAGAUGAAGGGUGUGGGGAUGAAGUUUUACCAAAUAAUGAUGAAGAUAUAGAGUCUGAUAACGAGACAAUUGAUCCAACAGAUGGUGGUUAUAUGUCUCCCAGUAGAAUGAAUGUACAAAAUGUGUUGAAUACAGAACAGAGACCUUCUAGUGGGGCAAGCAAUGUGCUAUCAGCUGCCUCCAGUACUGUUAGAGGAGAGCUUUCAUGUCUUUACCCAUGCAAUAUAUCUUGUGAUAAAAGUACUGAAGAAAAUGAUGAUUAUCAUGUGUUGAGUUCAGAUUGUAAGUGUUCAGACGAAUGUCUAAUAGUGGAAUGUGAAUCGUGUAAUAUGCUUAGUCAUGGUAGUAGUAGUGACUCUUCAGUGCAAGGAGAUAGAGAUAGUAAUAUUGGAAAGGGAGAUAAUUUAUGUGCAUGCUGUGAUAAACCUAUGGUUGUGGACAGUCAGCGUCAUAGGGAGUUGGGAGUAGAUGUUUGUGAUAAAUGCUUUAAAGAGUUAAAUGCCGAACAAAGUCGCUGGUUUGAAAAUGGUGCAAAACACAGAACUUGGCCUGGUUCAAGGUCAAGUUCAUCAAAUAAUUUCCUCAACAGAAGUUGUGGCAAUGGGUUGUUGCCUUUAAACAAUAACUAUGAAAAAGUUUGUAAUAAUUCUUUCACAUGUGCUCGAUUCAGCAAUAGUGACAGUGAUCCAUACGACCGGAUUUACGUGUCUGAUUCAUCUGAGAUGAUUUCACCGGACACAGAAACUGGUGCCGAGUCAGUCUUCCAUGCACCAAGUUUAACCAAUUCUGACGAUGGGACAGUUGUGCAAUCUAGCCAGUUGAGUGAAGAGGGUACUAGGGAGUACAGUAGUAGACCUUUACACCGCCAGUCUAUCUCGCUGGACUUCACCAGCCCAGAUGAAGUCUUGUAUUGUCCAUAUUACACUCGUAGAUCUAGAAGUCUCGAUCAGGAACUGAUGCAGCUUGACAACGGUAACCAUGGAGAUGAGAGACCUGCUGAAAGUGAAGAGCCAAAUAAUGCAAUCUCUGGUUCAAACUUUCAAGAUGACGAAGUCAACACGCAGGAAAAAGUUUUUGAGAAACAGCCAUACAAUGUCCCUGUAUCAAUGUCAAACUGUAAUUUACCGGUUCCCAUCCAGAGUUGUAGUAGCUCUGAUGAGGAAGAGAACAUUAGAAUGCCAGGAGCCAGUAUGGAGGAAGUUGCUGGUGUCAGUGUUUUUGAUAUGGAAAAUUUUGACAUCAUGCCUCAGUCGGAAUUUGCGGCAAAUUUGGAACAGGCCAAUGAUAACAUGCUGUAUGGUCCAGGAUCCAAGGGAAAGCACUCUAGAGGACACAAAAUGAGGAUGGAUGACAAUGAGCCAAUAUAUGAAGAUAUUGACCAGCUAGAGUUGCUUCUUGAAGAAAGAGCAAGAGAAAAUGAGGCAAGCAGAACAGCACAACCUUUGUCUAAUGCUAUAACUAAGUUAAGACGUCGAAGAGGAACCAGAAGUCCGGUGAAUGACGUGGAGAAAGUGAUGAUUUGGAAUGAGUAUGAAGCUUAUGUUGUCCAAGUUAAACAGAUAGGAACAUCGGCAUGUGGUCCCACAGCUGUCCUUAAUGUUCUUAAAGCGUUUGAUUUUCAAGUGGAGAAAGAAGAGGUGGCAAACACAAUACAGUCAAACCUGAGGAUGGAGGCAGCACCUAUACCCUACUAUCUCUUCUCCAGAUAUAAUGCAGGAACUACAGCACAGGUGCUUGUUGAUGGUGUUACCACUGGGACAAGAGGUGCAAUAAAAGGAAGAUUCUUCCAUUUUUAUCCUCCUAGAGAAGUCGAGUUACUCAAAUGGCUCGGACAUUGGAUGAAGAAAGGAGCUGUUCCAGUAGCUACAUUAAAUCUUCAGCGAGGUGUGAAGCCCGGCUGGACUAUACCAGAUGCCUGGCAUCAUCAGAUGGUUUAUGGUGUCAGUAGUAAAGGUAUAUAUUUAACCAAUCCACUGGAGAUUGUACCAGAGAGUGUUAUAAUGGAACAGUUAACAAGUGACUCAGUGUUGCUGGUGAGACGUCAGGAUGUUGUCGGCAGGUUUCGAGAUUGGUGUCCACUUAAUGAGAUUAUAAAACAGCGAGAUCCAAGAUGGCGGACGAUGAAUGUGCUUGGUCAAGUGGUACAUAUGCUACGAGAACAAUAUAUGCCUGCGGAACAGAUGAUGUCCAUGAAAAGUCAGCUGACCUCGCAUAUAUCAAUUCCCGCGGCAUACAAGGCCGGCAUUAUUCUCUUUAUGAGGGGGAACUGCCAGGCAAUGGAAGAGCUAAUGGCUGCUCCAGAACUCCCCUUAAAAAAUCCACAAGCCAAAACUUGAUAAAAAUAUGUACAGAAAAAUGUAUAAAUCUUGUAAAGAGGGGUUAUAAAAUAGUUACAAUAACUCUCACAAAUUUUAGAGACCUGUGCAAAAUGUUGAAAUCCCACAUAGUUUAUAAAGAGAGAAACAUUCAUUUUAACUCUGAACUUUCCAACUGCGCUUUUGUAACUUUUAAAAUGUUUAAAGUGGAAAUGAAAAAAUGAAGUAAAGUUAUCCCAAUCAAUAAUACCUUCAGAUACAGAAAUAUAUACUAAGGGCUGAAGUGGUAGAAUGGUUUGAGUUGCUAAUUUCAAAUCUCUUCACCACUAUGGUUUGGAACACAACCAAAAAAAUGGACUCUAUAAAAGAAUUCCCUUAAGAAUAUAUUACCUUAUUACAUGUAUGACAUUAUGUACCAAAAUAAUUGGUUCAGAUUUCAGAAAUCCUGUAAACUGUCUAUACAAGUUUAUAAAAGGUUUCAUGUUACAAGUUAAUGAUUUCCAAAUACAACCUUAAAAGUUUCAUUAGAUCAAGAUAUAGCUCAAAGUUUAUGAGUAAAUUAGGAUAAUAUGUCGCAACCUUUAACCGCCUUUCCUUCAUGCUGCAGUUUUAUUUAAAAAAAAUAAAAAACAAAACAACGGAAUUAUUUAUGCAAGUACAAUAUCUUUUAUUUGUUAUUUUAAAUGAAAUUUAGUUCCUACAGUAGCAUGCUGUUGGCAACAGGUUCUACCCAUGCUAAGAUGAACACUCCUGUAUUGUUUAAAUCAUGGUCUGCACCCUUUGCUUUUCGUACAAAGCAGAUUUUAUAAAUUUUCUAUAAAAUUGAUGAAUGGUUUCAAAAGAUGAAUGCGUUCAUUUUAAGAUAUUUAGCCCUGUAAGGUUAAGAUAUAUUACUGUAGGGCAGCGUAUUACAAUAGUAUAACCACUUUCCUGUACCCAAACAUGUGAAAAGUUCAUAUAUUAAAAUGUACAUAUUUAACAGCAGCAAGCAAUUUUUUUUGGACAAUAAUUUGGUCAGUUUUUAGAUGAGUCUUACGUGUAUAAACCUACAUGUCUUGACUUACUGCCCUUAAUUCUUUAUUUGUAAAAUAGUAACCGUUGUCUUUCAAUUAGGGCAUUGUAUAAAUUAGUUAGGAUUUAUAUUGUUUUUGUGUGUAACUUUUAGAUAGUUUUGGAAACAUACCAUUAAAUUUUGUUCUUUCAUAAGCGUUAGAUACCCCUGAUUCACUAUUCCAUGCAUCUAGGUCAAAAAGUGAAUUAAUGAAACAGUCCUUGGCCGUACUUAUUUCUGGAAAAAUUUUCUGCAUUGAAAUUUAAAUUUUCAUUAUAAUAUAUAAAAUAUUAUAUGUAAUUCUUGUCUGGUUAAUUUGAGUUAUACAAAUCAUAUGCUUAAUUUAUAAAGGGAAAUAAUUUUCGAAAAAUGACUUCUACAGUGUUACCUCCCUUGGUUCAAAUGAAAUACUUGAAAUAAUAUCUUUAUUACUUUUUUAUUUUAUUUUGUACAUAUGAAAGCUUACUAAUUUGUGCUAGUUAUUUAAUACGUCUCAUAUUUAGUUGACACAAACGUUUAUAGCUCUAGUGUUAUUUUACAUUCGUAUAUGCAACCAUCAUUAUACAAGGGAUAUAUGUUUAUGUAUGUUAAGAUUUUUUAUUUUAGGCAUUAGCUUAUAAUAAAAUAUAUAUGUGUUAAAGAUAGUCUUUCUGAUGUAACUCACAUUUUUUCAAAUAUAUCAUUUAUAAAUACCACAUUUAUAAUCCAUUUUCGUCUUAUCUCGAGGCAAUUUAAUUUUUUUAUUUUUGAAGAUAGGUAUUUUAUAAAAACCACAAGGAAAUAUACAGCUUAUUCAUUGAGUAAAAUUUUAUGUGUAUGACUAAAUCUAUGUAUCACAAAAAAAUAAUACAGCAUUUUUUUAUAAUUCACCAAAAUUAUGUUUUCACUUGGAAUGAAUCUCCGUGGCAACAUGCCUCCAUGGCAACAUGGCAGGUUGGUUAUACUACCACAAUAAGUUGUUUGUGACUCACUCAGUGAGUAAGAUCCCAUCUUGGAUUGUUGAAUUGUGUUAUUUUGAAAAAAAAAGUCAUCCAACUUGAUGAACCCUAUACAUGCUGAAUUAGUGCAAUGAAUUUGUCCAACUUUGAAUUUGGGAUAGUUCAUUUCAAGCUCAAGGGAUUUCAAUAUCAGGUACAAAAAUUUGAGCUAGUGUAGAGUAAGGUCAGGGUUACGGUUAGUGCCCUACAAUGGUAGAUCAGACUGGCCUGUCUCUUUACUAGUGGUGGCAAAAGCGGGUCAAUUUGUUUACAGCAUAUUAAGGGUUGAGAAAGAAUGAUCAUAGUUGUUUUAACCGGAUUCCUGUUUGUGCCACAUGUUAUAUCAUCAGUUUAGAAGGGCAUCAAUGGUCUUCUUCCAACAAUAAAAUCUGUACUUCAAUUUUGAAAUCUUUUUAUGCUGCACUUGAAAUUUAAUUGAUCAUUGUGAAGGUUUGUAUUUACACUGAGGAAGGGAAAUGGGAGAUGUUUAUAAGCUUGAAUAAUCUUAUGUUAUAAUGAGAAAAACUUCAUUACUAAGUUUUGAGUACAGUUUACCUUUUAACGUGCAGUUUAUCUUCUAAUCUUGUUUGUUACAGAAUUCUGUUACUGUAUUGUUCAUCUGAGAAAAUAGUGACUUAAAGUAUAGUAUUCUGAGUAAGUCAGAUUUUGUGUAAAAAAUAUACACUCGAGCUUUGAUAUAUGAUGAUAGAUCUAUAGAUACUGUGAAAUACCAUGACAUCUAGUAACUUGUUGCAAGGAUGGGUGAAGAGUUAUAAGAAAUAAUGUACUGUAUGUGGAGGUGUGUCAGGUGACAUGGUAGGUGACUAGUUUUUGGCUUGCAAUAUGUUAUUGUUAAAACAGGGUAAUUGUUUAUUGGAAUUUGAUCUUAACAUGCUGAAUGUAUUUGAUUUGCCCAGCUGUCCAUUAAACUUUUUCAAUAUCAAAAUUAAAGUUAAGUUCUUUUUGAAAUUUGGUAAGAUAUGUGUGUAAGGGACUGGGGUGACAGGAAUCUCUGUGUUUUGAAAAUACUUGUAAAUUGGCCAGUUACGCUCGUAUCUGUAGCUAGGUUGUUUAUAUUUUUUUUUAAAGAUAUCACUAUCUACAUGUAUAUGUAUGCUGCCCUCUCCAAAAGUUACCUUCUAGUUAUUUUCAUUCAUAUUUCAUGUUUAUUGUAUUAAUAAAUUCUUUUCAACAUAUAUGACUCCUGAAAAGAAAGGAAACAAAUCUAAGAAAAUUUGGGAAAUUUUUAACAAAAAAGGUAUAGAAAAACUUAACUUAAAUAACAUAUGUAAACAAACUAUUGAAGGACAGUGUACAUAUUAUUAAAGUAAAGUGCUAACAAGUUUAUGUAAUUAAUUAUACAUGUAUGUGUGUGUAUGCAGGCAUUGUUUUUUCUAAGUUUUACUGUUAUAUAUAUUUAUUAUAAUGAAUGUAUAAAAUAUGUAUAUAUUAGAUGUAUAUAUUGUAAAGUAUAGAAAAAGUUUUGUAUAUAUAUACAUGUAUACAUGUAUAGAAAUAAUGUAGAUAGCACAUGUAUAUAUUUGCUUAUAAGCUUUUUUUAAGGUAUUUUAGAUGCUUUAUUUAAGAACUGCUUUAAAUCCUAACUCUGCUAAAAUUUGUAAAAUAGACUUAUCUUGCUUUGGAUAUGGAAGUACCCAUUGUUAUUUAAAGAGAUUUCAGUAUCAAAGAGGUGACAUUUAGCAGCCAGGCCAGUGGUAUAGAUCCCUGUGUGACUACAUAUAGAUGUACAGGCUUACCUGGCUCUAUACCUGGUUCUGUACCGCUGGCAUUAGCAAGUCAUGGCUGUUAGUAUUUAACCCUUAACCUGCUAAAUUUUGUGUUAUGGUUUUGCUGUGCUUUGAAUUUGGAAAAGUUUGUCAAUCAGCCUUUAAAUUGGGAACAUUAGAAUUUGGAACACUCUUUGAAUCAGUCUUUGAAUUUGGAAAAGUCUUUCAAUCAGUUUUUGUAUUUGGAAUAUUUGAAUUGGAAAAAUCUUUGAAUUUGGAACAUUUGAAUUUGGAUCAUUCUUUCAGUCUUUGAAAUUGGAACAUUUGAAUUUGGAAAAAUCUUUGAAUUUGGGACAUUUAAAUUUGGAACAGUCUUUCAAUUAGUCUUUGAAUUUGGAACAUCUAAAUCUGGGACAGUCUUUUAAUCAGUCUUUAAAAUGGGAAUAUUUAAAUUUGGAACAAUCUUUGAAUUUGGAACAUUUGAAUUUGAAACAGUCUUUCAAUCAGUCUGAAUUUGGAACAUUUGUAUUUGGAUCAUUCUGUCAGUCUUUUAAUUUGGAACAAAUUUUCAAUCACUCUUUGAAUUUGGAACAUUUGAAUUAUGAACUUUCUUUGAAUUUUGAAUCAUUCUGUUUUAAGUUUAAGGUGUUUCAAUAUCAAGAAACAAAAAUUGAGCUACCCAUUGGGUAGAGCCUAGUCAUACUGCACAGAUAAAAAUGAUUUAAGGAUAUAGAUUAUGAUUACCAUAUGAAUUGCAUGUUGUUAUAAUCCUUAAUGCUCCUUGUUAUUAAAGGGAUUGAAACAUUUUAAAUCUGCUUGAUACAUAUUUUUCACUGAUUGGUCAUUAAACUGUACAAUAUGUGUAUAUAUACAACCGUUACUGAUAAGACAGAAGUUCAGACAAUAUAUAAGGUCAGUUUAAUGCAGACAAAUAUGAAGAUUUGAUAUUAUUUUCUCAAUUUUUUGAAAGUAUAAGAGAUAUAUUUAAUCUUCUUUACACAGAUUUUGUGCUAAGUUUUAUCAAGGUAUAAUUUCCUAAAUUAUCUCAGUUUUUUGUUUGUAUCCAAGUCUCAUAGUCUGACAAAUGAUUUUGGGUUUAAGGUUUUUUUAUCAUAACUUUGUUCAUUUUUCUUUCAUGAAAGCUUAUGUUUUAUAUAUUUUAUAUCCAUAUAAAGGCCAUCUGCUACAGUAAAGUCAUGUAAUUCAUGAAAAUGACCCAUGCAAAUACACUAUAGUCAUUUAUGAACAGUUUUGGCAGCAACAGGUUCAAUGCUAGACUGGUUUAAUACUAGACUGGUUUAAUGCUAGACUGGUUUGAUGCUAGACUGGUUUAAUGCUAGACUGGUUUAAUGCUGGACAGGUUAAAUGCUAGAUUGGUUUAAUGCUAGACAAGUUUAAUGCUAGACUGGUUUAAUGCUGGACUGUUAAAUGCUAGGCCUUUUUAAUGUUUGACUGUUUAAUGCUGUAAAGGUUUAAUGUUAGACCGGUUUAAUGCUAGACAGGUUUAAUGCCAAUCUCCACACAGUGACCUCCCCUUAAUUCUUCGGCAUAGAUCUCUGCCACC
This is a messenger RNA of Ruditapes philippinarum (Manila clam), 8920 nucleotides long. RefSeq lists its product as uncharacterized. The record is from RefSeq and is a predicted model, not a curated record. Lineage: Eukaryota; Metazoa; Mollusca; Bivalvia; Venerida; Veneridae. The coding region runs from base 188 to 3622 and encodes 1144 amino acids. The transcript is spliced from 11 exons.